Molecule: messenger RNA, 672 nt
Organism: Tetrahymena thermophila SB210
Lineage: Eukaryota; Ciliophora; Oligohymenophorea; Hymenostomatida; Tetrahymenidae
Exons: 1
Source: RefSeq, a predicted model, not a curated record
AUGAUAAUUAUGAUAAUUUAUCAACCAAAAUUAGUAAUCUAUUAAAUAAUAUUAGUUUACCAAAUUAAGGGGAAACAAUCCUAAAUGGUAAUUUGUCCAAUCUUUUGUCAGAUAAAAUAACUUAAAAAAACUUGUACAAAUAUGUUUUAAAUUAUCAAGAUAAAGGACGGCUGUUGGCUAUGUAAAAUGAAUCAGAUUCAUAGAAUUAAACUAGCGUAUUUUCUAUUUCAAGAAAUAAUUAUAAAUAAAAUAUUUAUGAGAAUACUCCAAAUUUUUAGGCUUACACUGAUCAAAUCAAAAAUAUUAGUUCAAACUUCACUUUCUCAAAAAAUUAACUAAUAUCACCUUAGAUUUAAGAUUCUUCUUAAAAACCCAUAAGUAAUUCAAAUAUUAUAUACUCAUUUGAUCAAGUAAAAUCAAAUAAUUAAUAUAAUAUGGCAUGUCUCUAAAAAACUGAUCAAUCAUGGAGUAAAAAAAAUUGUAGUAUUGUUAAAUUUACUGAAGCUAGUUACAUGUGCUUAUGUGGUUCUUAAUAGCCUACAACAAUGGUUGAAGAUGUCGAAGAUAUGUUUACAAAAAAUAAAAAUCUGUAGACAGCCUUUGGAGAAUAAGGUCUAUCAAACUUUUCAAAUUUUACUAACUUUUAUAAGUUUGUAGUAUUUUGGCUAUUGA